This is a messenger RNA of Paramecium pentaurelia, 3154 nucleotides long. NCBI's taxonomy places the organism in Eukaryota, Ciliophora, Oligohymenophorea, Peniculida, Parameciidae. The record is from the annotation of a GenBank genome assembly.
AUGAACAGGUAACUUACACCUGAUGGUACUAAAUCAACAAUGCGAAGUACUAUUUUCCCAAAGAUUGCUAAUAAACAAUCUAAAUUAGAAUAACAACCAAGUAUCUAUUAAAGUGUGGAUGCAGAAAAGAUGUAAAAGAAAACAAGGAACUUUGAUUUCUCAAACCUUUAGAGAACAAUUCAGACUAGCUAUUCUAAAAGUAGAUAAAAACAAAAGACUAUCCUUUAACCAUUAUCUCAUACUAUAAAUAACAGAAUUUAGACUAAAUAAUAGUUAAACAGAAUAAUAAAUUCAUUGAUCCGAAUAAUGUAAAAUGAUGCUGAAUUUAUGAAUUCAUGUAAACAUUUGCAUGUAAAUUCAUAAAAGUUAUCAUAACUAUUACUCAUGCUUACUCCACUAAAUUUUGAUACUGAAGGAUUCUUCACAAUUCAUCGUAAGUUGAAAUAAUAAUAAUAAUUGAAAGAGAACUCUUAUUUUAUUGAAAUUGAUAGAAUGUUUUUUGCUGUCUCUAAAUUAAACAUUCCUGUACCAUUAUAGCAUUUGAUGCAGUUAUCAUAAUAUAGUGAUUCUCUUUUUUAAGAUAAUUCUUUUGGAAUGAUUGUAAAUUACUAAUAAAUGUUAUCAAUAUUAAAGGAAGCAUAUCAAGUACAUAAAAAUAUGUUGUCAUAACAAGAAUUAAGUACAACUACAGCAAGUGAUGAUGAGGAAAGAUUAUCACCUUCAACUAGAAGUAUGAGUAUAUAAAUUGAAUACUAGUUGUUUAGAGAUUAUUAUCACGUAAUACUGCAAGAAAAGUUCAGUUUAAAUAGAAACGAUUGGGUUACAUUAACGAUUAGAAUAUGGUAGCUUAUUAUGAUUCCUUUACUGACUUGAAAAAGAAAUUAGAGAGAGAUUGGAAUGCCAAGAACUAUAUCUUUGGAUGUAUUAGAUUUGGAUAUAUUGAUCUCAUUAAAUAUCCACAAUAUGUUGAUCAGUAAACAAAGAAGGAACUCAAAAUCUUUGGAUAAUAAAGAUCAAAAUUACCUAUAUCUAUGCAGGUUGUCUAUAAACAUAAAUCUUAAAUAAUGAAUUAAGAGAAGGCAUUGAACAAAUUGAAUCUCUAUCAUCCAAAGAAUAUUUAUUAUGAAUCUUAUACUAAAGAUCCUGAUUUUAUAUCUAGAGUGUAUUAUUUAAAUGUAAUUAAAUUAAAUUAAUUAUUAGGUAUAUAGUUUAUCUAAUUAAUUUAAUUCAAUUUACACUUAUAAAAAUGAUUAGAUAACUGAUUACAAUAUAAUGAAUAUUGAUAAUAUCUGCAUCAAAAACAUAUUCACAGAAUAAACAGAAAAUAUUACUAAAGAUUAUGCUUUUGAUGCAUAAUAAGGUGGUUUCAAUAUUUAAAAGAAGGAAUAUCGUCCUUUAGAUUUAGUAUAAGCAGAUUCAUCAGAUUCAGAACCUGAUUUAGAUGUUUAUGAUCCAUUAUAUGUGAAAAGCAUAUAAUCAUAUCCAUAGUAUUUAAUUGAAACUCAGAUUCAAUUUACAUUUCCAUUACUCUACAGAUAUUAUUACUUUAAAAUGUCUACAAAUGCAAAGAUCACUCGUGAUAAUUAUAUUGAGUAAUAUUGCAUAUAUAUAAUUAAGAUUAGUUGAUCAAUGUAAGAUAAAACCUGAAUAAUAAUUCAAAGAAAAAUUUGUGAAUGUUCCAAGUCCAGAUAAUUGCAAUUAUUAAAGACAUAAAUACAAAUAACCAGAGACUGUUGAUUUAACUGAUGAAAGUGACAAUGAAAUUUAUGAAUAACCACUUGAAGCCUUAGAUAAAUAAGAUCUUUCACUUAGUUUUAAAGUUUAACCAUUAAUAAAAGAAACAGAUUAAAGAGAACAUACUUAAUAUCUAAAGAGUUAAUCAUCAAUAAUUAUACAGGAUGAAUAAAAAGUCAAUGAUAAAAUUCAAUUUGCUCAUAAUGUUGCUAGUCCAUUCAUUUGUUUAUAAUGUAUUUUAUUUCUUAAAUUAGAUAUUAGAUUCUUAUGCACUAUUAUUAUAGUUAAGAUUUCCAUUAUCAAUUUAUAUGUAGAUAAUUCCAUCAAUAGUUGAAAGAGAAUUACCAUUAAAAGAAGUUAAUAUUGAAGCAAGUACUAUAAUUAUAGAUAAUACAUUGACUAUUGAUUAAGGAAUUAAAGAUUUAGAAUCUUAUCCUAUAAUAGAUAUAGAUUCUGAAGAAGAACCAAGUUUUGAUGAAAUGCCUCUUGAAAUUGAUUUGCCAGAAUAAGUUGAAUAAUAAACAAUUGAAUAAAAGAAUGAAGAUGAUGAAGAAAUUACUAUAGACAAAGUCACUGAAUAUGUAGAUUUGGAAAUAAAAGAUAAUCUAAUCAUUGAAGUUAAGAAUGAUUAUGUUAGUAAACUUAUAAUUGAUGGAUACCCUAUUUAUUUUUAUUUAGAUGAACAUAUAAGGAAAACAGAACCAAUUAUUCAUAAAGUUACUAUGGAAGGUAAAGAAAUUCAAUCUGUUUAAAUAAGUUGUGAAUAAAAAGGAUCCAAAAUUUAUAUAAAAUUAUUUGCUAUAAAAGCUUUAUGUGAUUAGAGAUUGGAAAGUAAUAUUGAUAAAAAAUAAAAUUAUGAAGAAGAGGAUAAAUAAGUUAAUAUAUAUGAACCAAUAAUAUUAUCUGAAUAAUGGAAUCAAGGUUAAUUUGUUAUCAAUUUAUAUUACUUACAAAGAGAAGAUGUAAACUAAAAUGUAGAAUGGCUUAAAAAAGUUUUGACUACUUAUUUUCCUUAAAUUAUUAUUGUGGAAGAAUAUAGUGAAUCCUUUGAAGCAUAUAUCUAUGGAGUUGGUCCUAAAGAUUUUAGAGAUGCAAAUGGUAGAACUUUGCUCUUUAGAAAAGAGACUGAAGAUUGGUAAUAUAUCAUCAAUAUUUCAGGACUCAAUUUAAUCAGGAAUUUUAAUUCAAAACACUACUAAUUUAUGAUACAAUCUGUUAUUUAAUUAGUCUUUAUGGAUCAAUUGAUUAAUUAAGUUUUGUUCAAAAUAAAUACAUUUCAGAAAAUCACUCUAAGCAUACCAAAUCAAAAUUUGAAAAACUCCAUUUGCAUCCAUAUAAAUAUGUUGAAAAUGUAGAAAGAGAACGAAUUAGACCAACCACUGGUUAUAGUAAAGCUGGUCCAAGAAGAUAAAAUUAUUGA